This is a messenger RNA of Drepanopeziza brunnea f. sp. 'multigermtubi' MB_m1, 1131 nucleotides long. Lineage: Eukaryota; Fungi; Ascomycota; Leotiomycetes; Helotiales; Drepanopezizaceae. The record is from RefSeq and is a predicted model, not a curated record.
AUGGCUGGGCUGGCAGAUGGUAGAAUCCGUCUCCGUCUCUCUGUCUCGGUGCUGGGCGGAAAGCAAGAACGAGAGAAAGGAAGAGGAGAGGAUAUGAGACAGAUGAAUGUCACUACCGAGCAACGAUCAUUCCACGGAAGAAUGGGUGGAAUAUCUAAUCAGCGUGGAAUCUGGGCGUCACGAGGCGAAGGCGACUUUCCUGCCUCUCCUGAUUUCGGAGCCAGCCAAGGACAGGCAGUACUUCGGGAUUCCCUCCCGCAUUGGUACAACCUCCGUAGCCCAGGAUCACCUGACUCUGAGCCGGAAUUCCAACAGUACCAAGUCACGUCACGAUAUUUACACGUGACCCUUGUAUCCAAAGCAAAGCCAACCUACAGGCAACAAUGCUCAAACAGAUGUUCCCUGACUAUGAACGACUGCGAGAGAAAGGGACUGACGCCAAUGGCGUAUGACACUAUCAUGAACAAGAGUUGUUUCCGGUUUAUGGAUUUGCCGGUUGAGCUACGUUUAGAGAUCUACAGCUGCCUCCUGGUCUCACCUGAUGAUAUCAGAAUCCCAGCCGAGUGCGAAGCGCCCCUGGCCAGCACCACCGGUAGUCAUGAGGAGGAGCAUGAAGAAAAGAGCCAUCCUGCACACGCCAUUCUCCAAACCUGCAAGCUAGUCAGCGAAGAAGCAAUCCCAAUCUUCUACGGCAUGAAUACCUUCAUCAUCUGCCUGGGUAGGGUUUUGCCCCCCCUCCCCUCCUCUUUUCCCCCCCGUAGAGACCCGACGCCCCUUUUCAAGCUAACGAAGGCUUGCAUGAAUAAAAUAGCAACCGAACAACACAAACAGCCUUUCUUCGUCCAUAACUUCCGUUGGUCGACCCUCUUGUGCAUGAACACCGUCAAGUUUCACAGCAAUGGCUACCAGCAGAUUGUGACGGUCCCCAAUCACAUAGGUGCUCGUCCCUACUUCACCUGCUCUGGCUAUGACUUGAUAGCCGUCUUGAAAGGGACCGCCGUUCUGUAUUCGCCCGAUGGCCCGAAUGAGAACAUGGCCUUGAGCAUCUCUUCGUGGGUCAGUACGAAAGUCUUGUAUCUAGAGCUGGAUGCUAUUCAGCAGGAGAUGGAGGCCAUACUCUCUGCCGAAUGA